Molecule: messenger RNA, 942 nt
Organism: Oryza sativa Japonica Group (Japanese rice)
Lineage: Eukaryota; Viridiplantae; Streptophyta; Magnoliopsida; Poales; Poaceae
Biological process (GO): DNA integration
Molecular function (GO): nucleic acid binding
Source: RefSeq, a predicted model, not a curated record
AUGACCGAUAUCUGGGCGUAUCUUGACGGCAAUACUCUUCCUGAGGAUCGCGCAGAAGCUGAAAAGCUCGCGCGCAUCUCCAAGCGGUACGUCCUCGUAGAAGGGACCCUCUACCGGCGUGCCGCCAACGGGAUACUCUUGAAGUGUGUUUCUCGAGAGCAGGGCAUCGAGCUCAUAGCCGACACCCAUCAGGACAUCCUUGGACCAUUCAAGGCGGCUCGAGGCGGGUAUCAGCACUUGUACGUCGCCAUCGACAAGUUCACCAAGUGGCCCGAAGCCUACCCGGUCGUCAAAAUCGACAAGCAUUCUGCCCUCAAGUUCAUCAGGGGCAUCACGUCUCGAUUCGGAGUGCCCAACCGCAUCAUUACAGACAACGGCACCCAGUUCACCAGUGAGCUGUUUGGCGAUUACUGUGACGACAUGGGCAUCAAAUUGUGCUUCGCCUCGUCCGCCCACCCCAAGAGCAACGGCCAAGUCAAGCGAGCCAACGCUGAAAUUCUUAAAGGGCUCAAGACCAAGACGUACAACGUCCUAAAGAAGCACGGGGAUUCAUGGCUCGAGGAGUUGCCCACCGUGUUAUGGGCAAAUCGGACCACCCCAAGCCACGCCACCGGGGAAACGCCGUUUUUCCUGGUGUACGGCGCCGAAGCGGUCUUAUCCUCCGAGCUUUCCCUGGGGUCGCCUCGCAUCGCGCUGUACAAUGAGGCCACCCAGGAUGACCUUCGCCACGACAAUCUCGAUUAUCUCGAAGAACGGAGAAGGCGUGCGGCCCUACGUGCCGCGCGCUACCAGCAAAGCCUGCGACGCUACCAUCAGCGCCACGUCCGGGCCCGAUCACUGCAAAUUGGCGACCUCGUCCUACGCCGCGUCCAAUCGCGCCUGGAGCUGAGCAAGCUCUCGCCAAUACCGUUCAUUCCCUUCCUCUGGCUUGUCCUGGUUUAA